AUCCCCUUAAACUACACUCUAGCUCCUCCCGCUGUUGAUUUUGGUAUUGGGGACGUGGCAAGGCAAAGUCUGCGGAGGAAAAGGGCACGGCACCCCUUGAGGCGAGGAAAUGAGAAAACUGCCUGUGAUCCAAGCAGAGCAGAUCUGCCUGUAGGUUGCUGUAGGGCUUGUCAUUGGGAGCAAGGAAAGGAGGAGAAAAUUACUCCAGAUUAGUUCAGGUUCAACUUCAGUGGCAGAUCUGGUGGCCUUGGAGUGGCUGAAGACCACCACCCUCCACAGGGCUGCACUCAGGCCCACAGUGAUUUUUCCCUUCCCUGAGUGAGCUUCCUCUGCACAUUGUUUAUAUUAUUGGCAGAGUCUAUAGUUGAAAAGAGGGCUGAGUGGCUACUGGACUUUGUAUGAAAACAUCAACCUGGGACAGACCUUCAGUCAAGGCUGAGACGGGGGUAGGGGUACAUAACUUACCUUUAACUUGGAUCACGACUGGCUCUGAGGCUAUGGCAGUGGCAGAGGAGGGACUGGGGCUGGUAUGAAAGCUAGAAUCAGUGGCCCUGCCAACACUAGAGCCAAGGCUAAGAUCCAGGCCAAGGCAGUGGCUGAGGCAGAACCGAAAACACGACCAGUGACCCAGGCCAAGGCUGAGGAUGGAGCAGUGGCCAGGACACAGACAGUGACAUACACUGAGGCUGUGACUAUGACAAAGGAAGUGAGCAAGAUGGAAGCUAUGACUAAGACUAGAGUCAUGGCUGAGACUAAGGCAAAACCUCUGGCAGAACCUGGUAUAGUGCCCCAAACCAAGUCAAAGGCCAUGCCUGUGUCCAGUGCUGUAACCAAGUGUGAAGUCAAGGCUGGUGCUGGAAGUGAAGCCAAUAUCAGGUCCUUUGCCAAAGCUGAUGAUAAGACCAAUAAUGCAUCCAGGCCCCAGAGAAGGAGAGACGCCAGCGUCAAGUUCAGGGCUGGGGACAGAACUGAUAUUAUAAUCGAGUCCAGUGAUGAGGAUGAAGGAAAUGUCUGCUCCUGGUUCUGGAGUGGAGAAGAGGCUAGUGUAGGAUCCUGGUUCUGGCCUGAAGAAGAGACCCCUUCUCAAGUUUAUAAGCCUCUACCUAAGAUCCAGGAAAAGCCCAAGCCCACACCCAAACCCGAACUUACUAUAAAGCAAAAAGCUGCAGCAUGGUCAAGAGCCAGGUAUAGUGUCCUGGUCCCAAUAGAGGGAGGGGAGCGAUCCUUGCCUCCAGAAGGAAAUUGGACUCUGGUUGAGACUUUGAUUGAAACUCCUCUGGGGAUUCGGCCUCUGACUAAGAUCCCACCCUAUAAUGGGCCUUACUUCCAGACCUUAGCUGAGAUCAAAAAACAGAUUAGGUAUAGGGAAAAGUAUGGGCCCAAUCCAAGAGCCUGCCGCUGCAAAUCACGUGUCUUUAGUUUAGAGCCUAAAGAGUUUGAUAAACUUGUUGCCCUACUUAAGUUAACUAAGGAUCCUUUCAUUCAUGAAAUAGCUACAAUGAUAAUGGGCAUCAGUCCUGCUUAUCCAUUUACCCAAGAUAUAAUUCAUGAUGUAGGUAUUACUGUUAUGAUUGAAAACUUGGUCAAUAAUCCCAAUGUUAAAGAACACCCUAGAGCUUUAAAUAUGGUGGAUGACAACUCUGAGUCUUCGGAAGAAGCAAAUACAGGAAAGUCAUACAUACAUCAAGUUUGUAAGGACAUAAUCUCUUAUCCAUUGAACUCCCCUGUGCAACUGGCUGGACUAAAAUUAUUAGUGCAUCUGAGUGUGAAAUUUGAGGACCACCAUUUGAUUGCCAGUUACAUUCCAGAUUUUCUCACCUUGUUAAACAAGGGAAGUGUCAAAACCAAGUUUUAUGUUUUAAAAGUGUUUUCACGCUUGUCUAAAAAUCAAGCCAAUACAAGAGAACUGAUCAGUGCCAAAGUACUGUCAUCAUUGGUUGCGCCCUUUAACAAGAAUGAGUCAAAGGCCAAUAUUCUUAACAUCAUUGAAAUAUUUGAGAAUAUAAAUUUCCAAUUCAAAAAGAAGGUGAAGCUAUUUACCAAGGAAGAAUUCACUAAAUCUGAACUUAUUUCCAUAUUCCAGGAAGCAAAAGAGUUUGGUCAGAAACUCCAAGAAUUAGCAGAGCACAGUGAUCCUGAGGUGAGAGAUAAAGUUAUACGAUUAAUACUCAAACUCUGAAUAGCCCUAUGUUCUCAAAAAUCCUUGAACAACUUUUUGGUGUUGUCAUAUGAAACCAAUGCAUAUUGUAGCUAUAAGUUCAAUAUUUAUGUUAUCUGUGUUGAUUGAAGAAGGCAAUUUUAUGGAUAGCAAAUGAUCUUAAGAGCUUGAAUAUUUGUUGAUAUUUCUUGUGCUAUAUAAAUGGAGAUAUUUUUAGUAUUUCUACAACAUGACCUAAUAAUGAACCUAUUCAUCCUGAGUAAACUAUGUUUCUGUGCUUUAUGUUGACAUAAGUGUAUUCAUUUGAGACUUCAUUUACAUGUUAAUAAAGUUGCAUGCUA
Ceratotherium simum simum (southern white rhinoceros) is the source of this 2499-nucleotide messenger RNA. Lineage: Eukaryota; Metazoa; Chordata; Mammalia; Perissodactyla; Rhinocerotidae. The record is from RefSeq and is a predicted model, not a curated record.